Molecule: messenger RNA, 1491 nt
Organism: Exophiala bonariae
Lineage: Eukaryota; Fungi; Ascomycota; Eurotiomycetes; Chaetothyriales; Herpotrichiellaceae
Exons: 2
Coding region: 1-1491 (496 amino acids)
Molecular function (GO): N-acetyltransferase activity
Source: RefSeq, a predicted model, not a curated record
AUGGGUCAACCGCAAGGAAGUAUACCGCAUGAGUCACGAGUUAUCCGGCCCUUAAGCCAUCUGGAAGCAUACAAAUCUUCUCUUCACCUACUGCGACAGCACUGUGGUACGGUCGUGUCAUGUCGGUACUCGAUUGCUGAUCAUGUCGAAAACACUAAAAUCAAGACUGCUGUGGAGCGCUCUGUAGCCAUUUCAGUACUCCAGCAUCCUUUGAUGCAGGUUGCCCUUUCCAAUGAAGAUUCCAGCCGACCGUUUUGGAUCAGCCUAAGGAGCAUCGAUUUUACAAGGCAACUGCAGUGGCAGUUCAUAAAACGGACAGACGAUUACACAGCCCAACUUGAAACGACGAUCCAUAAUACCUUACACAAGUGGUUCACCGAACUUGAUGCACGUCCGGGGUGGCGGCUACAUAUUCUCCAAGAUGAGAGUAACCCAAGAGCCAUUGAUGUGGUCUUCUGCUGGCACCAUGCCUGGUUCGAUGGCAUGUCGGCCAAACUCUUCCAUCGAACCCUGGCUCGAAACUUGAACGACGAAUGGGCCCAGUCGAAUCUGUCCAGUCUAGUAGAUGGACAACUGCAACUCGGCGAUAUCACCAUUCGGUUUCCACCUCCAAUAGAGUCUCUCCGCAAGAUAUCUAUGUCUUGGGGCUUUACCCUGUUGACCAUCUACAGGGAACUGUUCCCAGCUUUUCUGGUAGCACGCAACCCCGCAGAUGUAGGAUGGGCCCCAAUCCGCGCGGCCCCUUACCGUACAGAAUCACGUCUGAUAACGAUAGAUAGAUCAACCUUGGAGUCUUUACUGGCAGCUUGUCGCGAACACUCAACGACUCUGACGGGUUUACUCAACGUUUUGCCUUUGUUCUCUCUGGCUCGACAACUUGGUGGAGACAAGAUGAAAGCACUGUCAUCAGUCACAGCCAUUGAUCUGCGCCAGUUUAUGCCUCUAAAACCGUCCGAGUUUCCAUGGCAUGAGCCAGCAAAGACCAUGGACAAUGAAGUGUCUUUGAUCGAGGAGAAUUUUGACGCUGGUGUUGUCAAUCGAGUUCGAAGAGGAUCUGCCCAGCAACAGUCCGAGAAUACAAUCAAGGCGAAGUUACAGGACAUGGUAUGGCUGCUCGCUCGACGGAACCGGCAAAAGAUUCGAGACAAACUCAGUUCGGACAUGGAGAAUGAUCCGGUGGGGUUGAUGCACUACGUCAAAGACUGGCGCGAGCUGAUGAAAAGUAAGCUCAGCAAACCUCGAGCUCGGUCCUGGGGCGUCACAAACCUGGGCUCAUUUGAGAGUGGCGAACUCAAGCAAUGGUCUAUUCAGGGAGCCAGGUUCCACUUGAGUGCUGAGGUCAAUGCCCCAGCUUUUCACAUCAGCGCCGUCAGCGUUCAGGGGGGUGAUUUGUGUGUAGACAUUGGAUGGCAGGAGGGGAUCAUGGACAACGCUAUUGGAGAAAGACUUGCGGUUGACAUCGAGCAGUGGUUGAAGUACUUAGCCGCUUGA